This is a messenger RNA of Ictalurus furcatus (blue catfish), 1322 nucleotides long. It is a transcript of the gene gpn2, whose product is annotated as GPN-loop GTPase 2. The coding region runs from base 353 to 1297 and encodes 314 amino acids. Lineage: Eukaryota; Metazoa; Chordata; Actinopteri; Siluriformes; Ictaluridae. The record is from RefSeq and is a predicted model, not a curated record. Gene Ontology annotation, molecular function: GTPase activity. Gene Ontology annotation, cellular component: cytoplasm. The transcript has 5 exons.
UGCACUAUCCGUUUUGUUCGGGUUUCAUAAAUAAUUUUGUAGCAGAUAUUUCUGUUAUUCUUUGUAACCGCUCAACACUUCAUGCAUUGUUUUGAAAGUAGAAGAGUUUACGUAUUGUUUGAGUGUACAUAGAAGUAUAUUGUCACAUAUUAGUGUAUGAAGUAUAGGCUACUGCUUCCUGUUCGUACCCUAAUGGCACAAACGAUUUAGCUAGCUAUUAGCUGCUAUUAUAAGCCUCUUGUUUUCUGGUUCAUGCCUCACUAACACACUACCUGUGCUAGUUAGUAGGUGAUAGUUUAUGUGUUUGUAUUUUGGACUGAACUAGUUUGUGUGGUUGAGAGUUAGGGCUGCCAUGAGCACGUCCACUGGAGCUCAGCAGUCUUCUUUGCGCUUUGGUCAGGUCGUUAUUGGGCCACCUGGCUCAGGGAAAACGACCUACUGCCGAGGCAUGUAUGACUUCCUGAGUCAAGUCGGGCGCAAAGUCGUGGUAAUAAACCUGGAUCCUGCCAACGAGGGACUUCCGUAUCAGUGUGCAGUGGACAUUUCAGAACUAGUCACACUUGAAGAUGUGAUGGAGGGGCUGAAACUUGGCCCUAACGGAGGCCUCAUCUAUUGCAUGGAAUAUUUAGAGGCCAAUUUGGACUGGUUACAAGCUAAACUGAAGCAGCACCAUGACUGUUAUGUCCUUUUUGACUGCCCUGGCCAGGUGGAGCUUUACACUCAUCAUACUGCAGUCCGAAAUAUAUUUGCCCAGCUAUCCAAGUGGAAUUUCAGGUUGACUGCAGUCCAUCUGGUGGACUCUCAUUACUGCGCUGAUCCAGCCAAGUUCAUUUCUGUCCUCUGCACCUCGCUGUCCACCAUGCUUCAAGUGGAACUGCCUCAUGUCAAUGUUCUCUCCAAGAUGGACCUUAUUGAACAGUAUGGCAAGCUGGCCUUCAAUCUUGAUUACUACACGGAGGUUAUGGACCUAUCAUACCUGGUGGAACAUUUAGCCACUGACCCAUUCUUUAAGAAGUUCCAUCAUCUGAAUGAGAAGUUGGCUGAGGUGAUCCAGGACUACGGUCUUGUCUCCUUCGUCCCUCUGAAUGUGCAGGACAAGCAGAGCAUGAUGCAGGUCCUUCGCACAGUGGACAAGGCCAAUGGCUACUGCUUUGGGGACUUGGAGGAAAGAAAUCUGCAGGCUAUGAUGUCUGCUGCUGUUGGAGCAGAUUUUCAGUUUAACUUAGCUCUUGGAGUACAAGAGAGAUAUGUGGAAACCAAUAAAAAGACUUUGGAAGAAGAGGUCAUGGACUUGUAACUGUAAUAAAAGCUUAAUUUAAUAA